Neodiprion fabricii is the source of this 932-nucleotide messenger RNA. RefSeq lists its product as uncharacterized. The record is from RefSeq and is a predicted model, not a curated record. The transcript is spliced from 3 exons. The coding region runs from base 113 to 724 and encodes 203 amino acids. NCBI's taxonomy places the organism in Eukaryota, Metazoa, Arthropoda, Insecta, Hymenoptera, Diprionidae.
CGAAUGUAUAUAUACAGCGGAAUGGGUGACAGUAUAAAAGCUCGAGUAGGAUAAGGUAUUGUUCGCCACCAGUGAUCGGCAGCGCGAGAUAUUUUACGGUUCCUCCGCAAAAAUGUUUAUGAAAAUAGUCGUCCUGACCGCCGUCCUAGCGAUAGCACAGGAUGUUAAGGCUGCUAUUGAGCCAUCAUACUGCGAUAAUAGCACUCAGGCCGGAUUGCAGGGAGCUAUUGACGGGACGAUGAACAAUGUCAUCACAGUUCUCGUAGACCUGGGUUUAGGAAACAGCGAUAUGAACAACACGUUGGCACAAAUUCAAGUGUAUCUGCUUGACGUGUUAAACUUGGUGGUAAAUAUCUCUGGUUCAAGUUCAACGUCGAGCACGUCUUCUAGUAUUUUAAAUCUGUACAUCUCCAUUUUCGUAAAUCUCCUAAAUAUGUACAUCGAUAUGUCAGUCGGAGGUAACAAUGGAGGUACCGGUUUAUCGUGCGAUGAUUACUCUUCAGCUGUCGACUCUUACAAUUCAUCCGCCAUAAGUAAUAUGACGAGCAUGGAAAAUCAAAUGUCAAACGAUGUGUAUAUUGAUCUUUUGGGUUUGCUAGUGAUUAUCGUCAACUUGGUAGUCGACAUUAUCGUUCAACUAUGCAUUACUAUAAAAGCAAACCUCUUAGGUUUAGUCAAUGUCGAUGCCGACGUCAACCUCAACGCCGUCGUCAAGGCUUUGUAGAUACUAUCCAAGUAAUACAUACAUAUAUAUAUAUAUAUAUAAAGAAAUAAGAGUCAUCGAAUGAGAAGCGAAAAUUCGCUGUUCGCGUAAUAAAAUAUUUCAACCACUCAACCGGCAAGCAAGUUUAAUAUUUGUUGGUACCCUCUUCCCUGUAACUUUCGUAUCCCAUGUAAAUUUUCGUAUCCCAGACACUUUGUUGCAGAAUUCC